AUAUAUGACAUAGCUUUGCUCCAGGAGGACGAAGUAGUCUGCUGUCUCUUCCGACUACACACACAAGCGCUAUGGAAGAACUCGAUAGAUUGCAGCAAGCUAUGCAGCUGCUGCACUGGAAACGGCCGGAGUCCGUGCCAUUCCCGAGCGUCCAGAAACGCUACGUCGGACGGAGACCCUUGAAAGGAGCCAGUGGCGACUCCCCGCCCACCUACAUCAUCCAGGAGGUGCCCGACGACCGGCAGGAGGAAGCCAUGCGCCUCAUGGCCGACGUCUUCUUACGCGAAGAACCCCUCACUGCAGCGUUUGGCAUAAGAGAUGACCCAGAGGCACUCGAGGAGAUACGUUUGAUGUGGCAAGUACUGCUGUCCCAGCGAGUGAGCGUAUGCGCCAUGCUGGAGCGUCCAGACGGGAGUGCGGGACCGCUGGUUGCGGUCAACAUCCUUAUGGUCAGCACGCCGGGCCCGGACCCCACGCCACAGAGUGAAAGGCUGCGGCGCGUAGUGAGUGUGGUGAGGAAGUUCGAGGCGCUGGUGCAGCCGGACGUGUUCGAGCGCUUCGGCGUGCCCGAGUACCUGUCGGCGGUGGGGCUGGUGGUGGCCCACGGGCACCGCGGCCAGGGGCUGGGCGAGCAGCUGCUGCGAGCCCGCUGGCAGCUGGGAGGCGCCCUGGGGCUGCGGGCCACCGCCACCAUGUUCACGGGGGCCGCGUCGCAGCUGCUGGCGAGUCGCACCGGCUUCCACACGCUGGCCGAGGCCAGGUACGCCGACCAGGAGGACCCCGCCGUGCGGUCCAUCACCGGCGCCAGCUGCAUGAAGAUAAUGGCCGCCGCCUUAGAGUGACCGCUACUGGAAUAAUUGCGAUGUCAAGAACCAGCACACUACGCAAUGUUUGGCUUGUACAAGGCUGAUUCAAAAAUUAAAUUAAUAGCACCUAUUACGGACAGGAACUAAUCUCCUCAGUUAAACAAAUAUACUAUUACAUAUUCA
This is a messenger RNA of Schistocerca nitens (vagrant locust), 989 nucleotides long. RefSeq lists its product as uncharacterized. The coding region runs from base 72 to 842 and encodes 256 amino acids. Gene Ontology annotation, molecular function: N-acetyltransferase activity. The transcript has 4 exons. NCBI's taxonomy places the organism in Eukaryota, Metazoa, Arthropoda, Insecta, Orthoptera, Acrididae. The record is from RefSeq and is a predicted model, not a curated record.